CAUACAGAAAUAGAACGAAGAGGGGUAGGUUGUUAGAAAGUUAAUGGCUUGGGGGAAAGAGAAUCUCUUCUCGCUUCGGGAGAGUUUGAGGAUUUUUCUGAAGUAAAACGUGAUCAUUUUGUAACGAUACAACCCCAAAGAAAGCGAAAGGACAACGUUACCUUCACGAUAUAAACAUCUUAUUUAGGAAAGUAUGCAGGAUGCUGUAGCCGGGACGGCAAUGCUGACGGACGGCUUCGAGGACGAGAUUGACUCGGUGACUCCGCGCUCCCCUGCGCUGGGGAUGGGGGUUGGAGCCACACCAGGAGCCGGACUGGGAGGCCUCGGCAUCGGCGUCGGUGGCAAGAAAGUGCGGCUGUUUGGCGAGGCUGGCGGGCCCGCGGCAGCAGACAGACUCGACUUUAAACUCACAGCGGCCGCGGUUCUCUCCUCGGGCCCCGGAUCCGGCAGCGACGAGGAUGAGGUUUCUGAGGUGGAGUCUUUCAUCUUGGACCAGGAAGACCUGGAUAACCCUGUGCUAAAGACGGCGUCAGAGCUGCUCCUCUCCAGUGCAGCAGACGGAGCAGACCUCAGAACAGUAGAUCCAGAAACACAGGCCCGGUUGGAGGCGUUACUAGAAGCAGCAGGCAUUGGUAAACUCUCCACUGCUGAUGGCAAAGCCUUCGCAGAUCCUGAGGUUCUCCGCCGCCUGACGUCAUCAGUGAGCUGCGCGCUGGACGAAGCUGCCGCCGCCCUCACCCGCAUGAGGGCAGAAAACACACUUAACGCCAGCCAGGCAGACAAUCUGGUUAUUUUUAGCCGUAGCCUGGCUGAGGCCUGCUCCGACGGAGAUGUGAACGCGGUGAGGAAGCUGCUGGACGAGGGCCGCAGCGUCAACGAGCACACAGAAGAGGGAGAGAGCCUGCUGUGUCUGGCCUGCUCCGCUGGAUACUAUGAGCUUGCACAGGUCUUGCUGGCAAUGCACGCGAACGUUGAGGACAGGGGCAUCAAAGGCGAUAUCACGCCUCUCAUGGCUGCUGCCAGUGGCGGUUACGUAGACAUUGUCAGACUACUCCUGAUGCAUGGAGCAGAUGUCAACGCACAGUCCUCAACAGGUAACACCGCGCUCACGUAUGCAUGUGCGGGAGGCUUCCUCGACGUGGUCAAAGUUCUGCUGAAGGAAGGAGCCAACAUUGAAGAUCACAAUGAGAACGGCCACACGCCUCUAAUGGAGGCGGCCAGUGCGGGCCACGUGGAGGUGGCACGUGUCCUCCUUGAGUAUGGCGCCGGGAUCAACACACACUCCAACGAGUUCAAAGAAAGCGCACUCACACUGGCCUGCUACAAAGGGCACUUGGACAUGGUGCGGUUUCUCUUGGAGGCAGGAGCUGACCAGGAGCACAAGACAGAUGAGAUGCACACAGCCCUUAUGGAAGCCUGCAUGGAUGGGCAUGUAGAAGUGGCGCGGUUGCUCUUGGACAGUGGUGCACAGGUUAACAUGCCAGCAGAUUCGUUUGAGUCUCCACUGACACUAGCAGCUUGCGGCGGGCAUGUGGAGCUGGCAGCAUUGCUGAUCGAAAGAGGGGCCAACCUCGAAGAGGUCAACGAUGAGGGCUACACUCCUCUCAUGGAGGCUGCACGUGAAGGCCAUGAGGAGAUGGUAGCUCUGCUUUUGGCACAAGGUGCCAACAUCAACGCUCAGACAGAGGAGACGCAGGAGACUGCGCUGACUCUGGCCUGCUGCGGUGGCUUCUUAGAGGUGGCCGACUUUCUCAUCAAAGCUGGAGCGGACAUUGAGCUCGGCUGCUCCACUCCUCUCAUGGAGGCUGCGCAGGAGGGUCAUCUGGAGCUGGUCAAGUACCUGCUUGCUGCUGGAGCUAAUGUCCACGCCACUACAGCCACGGGGGACACGGCACUGACGUAUGCCUGUGAAAACGGACACACAGACGUUGCCGAUGUGCUGCUUCAGACUGGGGCUGACCUGGAACAUGAGUCAGAAGGUGGAAGGACACCACUGAUGAAAGCAGCUAGAGCAGGACACCUCUGCACUGUACAGUUCCUAAUCAGUAAAGGUGCUAAUGUGAACAGAGCCACGGCCAACAAUGAUCACACUGUGGUGUCUCUGGCCUGUGCUGGAGGCCACUUGGCCGUGGUGGAGCUGCUGCUGGCUCAUGGUGCAGAUCCCACUCACAGACUGAAGGAUGGUUCCACGAUGCUAAUUGAAGCUGCUAAGGGUGGUCACACGAACGUGGUGUCCUACCUGCUAGACUACCCAAACAACAUUUUGUCAGUCCCUGCACCGGACCUGUCCCAGCUCACGCCCCCCUCCCACGACACGUCUCAGGCACCUCGAGUUCCAUUCCAAGCCCUGGCCAUGGUGGUACCUCCCCAGGAGCCAGACAGAGUACCCUCCACUAUCGCUACGCCACCACCAGUCACAAACAAAGGUAUGUCCAAGCAGAGACUCAGCUCUUUGCAGGGCAACGCGGUGGCCACAGGGGGACUGGACGCUGACCUGUUACCACCUUUCCACCCGUACCAACCGCUGGAGUGCAUCGUGGAGGAGACGGAAGGAAAGCUGAAUGAGCUUGGCCAGCGCAUCAGUGCAAUCGAAAAGGCCCAGUUACAGUCGCUAGAGCUCAUCCAGGGCGAGCCGCUCACCAAAGACAAGAUCGAGGAGCUUAAGAAGAGCCGAGAGGAGCAGGUGCAGAAGAAGAAGAAGAUUCUGAAGGAGCUGCAGAAGGUGGAGCGGCAGCUGCAGCUCAAGACGCAGCAGCAGUUCACCAAAGAGUAUAUGGAGGCUAAGGGGAUCAAGGAGGAGCCGGGGCAGGUGGCAGGGGUGGAAGCGCCCGGCACCCCCCUGCCACUCCAAGCCACACAGCUGGGCUCCAGCACUGACGGCGAGGGCAACCUCGAUGAGGAGGACCACCAAGCGGCUCCUGCAGAUGAGGAGGACGAGGAUGACGAGGAGGAUGAUGACGAUGAAGACGAUGAGGAUGAAGACGAUGAGGAUAGAGACUACCCUGAGUUGCCGCAGGUGGACACUAUCCUUUAUCGUGAGUCUGCACAGCUGCCCCCUCCGCCGCCGCCUCAGCCCCACACCAUGCAAGGCCCCACGCCUCCCCCUUUGCAGACCAGCUUUGUCCCCAUUCAGCCCUUGGCAGCACAGCAGUCCACAGACUUCAGCAGUGCAGAGUACCCAGGCAGCAGCAGCCCGGACCUGCAGAGAGUGAUGUUGGGCCAGCCGUUGUCAGGCCUGGGGCCUGGCCUUCUCGCACAGGCGCCCGAUGGCCUUAUGGUGGCCACGCCCGCACAGACGCUCACAGACACGCUGGAUGACAUCAUGGCAGCAGUGAGCAGCAGAGUGCCUAUGUUAAACACUACGACCUCACCUAUACCUCAGUCCACAACACAGACGCCCAUCAACACUGUCUCUUCACCCUCCAUGCUCCCGCUCUACCCGUCCGUUGACAUCGAUGCACAUACGGAGAGCAAUCAUGACACUGCUCUGACUCUGGCCUGUGCUGGAGGCCAUGAAGAGCUUGUGUCAGUGCUCAUUGCACGCGGGGCCAACAUUGAGCACCGGGACAAGAAGGGGUUUACUCCUCUGAUCCUGGCGGCCACCGCGGGUCAUGUUGGUGUUGUUGAGAUCCUCCUCGACAAAGGAGGAGACAUCGAGGCUCAGUCCGAGAGGACCAAAGACACCCCUCUCUCCUUGGCCUGUUCAGGUGGCAGGCAAGAGGUGGUGGAACUGUUGCUGCUCCGCGGCGCUAACAAGGAGCAUCGUAACGUGUCAGACUACACACCUCUUAGCCUAGCUGCCUCAGGGGGCUACGUCAAUAUAAUAAAAAUCCUCCUCAAUGCUGGAGCUGAGAUUAACUCCAGGACGGGCAGCAAGCUGGGCAUCUCUCCUUUGAUGCUAGCAGCCAUGAACGGUCACGUACCAGCAGUAAAGCUGCUGCUGGACAUGGGCUCGGACAUCAACGCUCAGAUUGAGACCAACCGAAACACAGCACUGACGCUGGCCUGCUUCCAGGGAAGGGCAGAGGUGGUCAGCCUUCUGCUGGACCGCAAGGCUAACGUUGAGCACCGCGCUAAGACGGGACUUACCCCUCUUAUGGAGGCUGCGUCUGGUGGCUAUGCAGAGGUAGGCCGAGUGCUGCUGGAUAAAGGAGCAGAUGUCAACGCCCCGCCUGUCCCCUCGUCCCGUGACACCGCCCUGACCAUUGCUGCAGACAAGGGCCACUACAAGUUUUGUGAGCUCCUUAUUAACAGAGGGGCACACAUUGAUGUGCGCAACAAGAAGGGGAACACUCCUCUGUGGUUGGCUGCGAAUGGCGGCCAUUUCGAUGUGGUGCAGCUACUAGUGCAAGCUGGGGCCGACGUGGAUGCAGCAGAUAACCGCAAGAUCACCCCUCUCAUGGCAGCAUUCCGUAAGGGUCAUGUGAAAGUGGUGCAGUACUUGGUGAAGGAGGUGAAUCAGUUCCCCUCAGACAUCGAGUGCAUGAGAUACAUCGCCACAAUCACAGACAAGGAGAUGCUUAAGAAGUGUCAUCAGUGCAUGGAGACCAUUGUCAAAGCCAAAGACCAACAGGCUGCUGAGGCGAACAAGAAUGCCAGCAUUCUGCUGAAGGAGCUUGAUCUUGAGAAGUCUCGUGAAGAAAGUAAAAAACAAGCUCUGGCAGCAAAGAGAGAGAAACGUAAAGAGAAACGCAAAAAGAAGAAGGAGGAGCAAAAGAAAAAACUAGAAGAAGAAGAGGCAAAAGUGAAGGAUGUGUUUUCAGAGGCACAGGACCUGAAGGAGGACUCUGCUGAAGAGGUGGAGGUCCCUAUUGAGCCCCCAAGCGCCACUACAACCACUACCAUUGGCAUCUCUGCCACCUCCACCACCUUCACCAAUGCUUUUGGCAAGAAGCGAGCCAACGUGGCCACCACACCCAGCACCAACCGCAAAAAUAAAAAGAACAAGACCAAGGAUUCACACAAUGAACCCAUCAUACUCCAAGAUCCUCAGGUGGCGCUGGCGCAGCAGAAGGCUGACAAAAACAAGAUCCAUGGUGAACCCAGAGGUGGUGGGGCGCCGGGAGGCACCAGUGACUCAGACAACCUAGACAGCACUGACUGCAACAGUGAGAGCAGCAAUGGCAGUAAAAGCCAUGAAAUGGCUGACCUACCUUCCUCAUCGUCCUCUUCAUCUUCAUCUUCGGCCCCAACAGGGCCCAGCCUGCCUCCACCUGCAACUGAGAAGCGGCAGGGCCUAUCGCUGCCCUGUUCCCGGGAGGAGAAAGUUACUGUGUCCAUCUCAAAACCACAACAAAGAGCUCAUGAAGUCAUUAGUGAUCUGCCUUCCAGCUGCUUGCCCUCUUCGCUCAAGACCAUUUCACUGCCAGUCACUUCACCCAACAGCAAAAUGAACCUCACAAGCCCCAAGAGGGGACAGAAGAGAGAGGACGGAUGGAAAGAGGUUGUUCGAAGGUCAAAGAAGCUCUCAGUCCCGGCCUCUGUGGUGUCUCGAAUCAUGGGCAGAGGUGGCUGUAAUAUCACAGCCAUUCAAGACGUGACGGGUGCACACAUAGAUGUUGACAAACAGAAGGACAAAAAUGGCGAGAGAAUGAUCACAAUCAGAGGUGGCACAGAGUCAACACGGCAUGCUGUCCAACUGAUCAAUGCAUUGAUCCAGGACCCUGCCAAAGAGCUAGAGGACCUGAUUCCUCGCAACCACAUUCGCCAGCCUGGCACCAACACCAAAAUUGGCUCCACCUACACCACCUCCACGGGAGCCACGAGCACCACUGCAGCCACUUCAAAAGGCCUGCCGUCGGUUGUGCCCUCCUCCAACGUGUCUUUUCAGUCCUCCUCUAACUCCAGCUCGCAGCAAGCAAGCAAAAUUGGCAAAAAUAUGCCGCCUGGUGUCAGACCCCCCUUCGUCUCUCUGCCACCACUGGCCUACACGCAUCCUCAGCUGGCUAUCUUGGCAGCUCAGACCAUGCACCAGAUUCGUCACCCACGUCUGCCCAUGGCACAGUUCGGCGGCACCUUCUCUCCCUCACCGAACACGUGGGGCCCGUUCCCUGUGCGUCCUGUGAGCCCUGGCAGCGCUAACAGCUCACCCAAACACACCGGCAGUGCUGCCCCACGUCCUUCUAACUCUACCCCUGCUACCGCUGAGCACCCUGCCCCAGUGUCAACUUCUGCUGUCGCUCCUGGCUCCACUGCCUCUCCCACCAACUCUGCUCCCUCAAACACCCCCACACCCACCUCAGUCCGGAAGCAGCUUUUCUCUGCUGAGCCCAAGUCCGGCACCGCACCUGCCAUCACCACCACUGCCAGCAGUUCUUCUGCUGCACAGGCUGCAUCUGUUCCCCUCAGCUGUGCUCCCACCAAUUCCACGACCCCUCCACCUCUGCCUGCCCCAAUCGCCCCACCUUCACAGCAUCCUCCAGUCCCCAAGCCAGAGCCUGCUGCCAUUGGCACACCUGCUAAAGAGAAGCCGGCUGACCUGACGGUUCCUGUUUCGAGCGCUCCAUGCGAGACCCCCAGCCCUUCAGCCCCCUUGCACUUCCCCGUGUCUCCUUCAGCACAGCCUGCGCUACCCAUGCAGACAGAAGGCAGACAGCAACUACCCCUCCCCUUCACCUCCAGCACAGAGCCCAGUUCCUCCUCCACAGCCCAGCCUGGCACUACUCUACCCGUCUCUCGUCCUGCGCCACCCACCUGCAGCAACACCCUUACCAACACCAGCAGCACCUUACCUCACUACGCCACGCCUGGAGUGUCCCCUCGGAUGCAGCCCCCGGGGCCCUACUACCCCAUGGCUCCUGGCGCUCCUCUGCAAGAGCCGCAAUCCGUGUACGUGCCCCCAGGUGCAACACAGGAACCUAUCAAACAGCAGCAGCAGCCUCCCCCUCCCAGUCUGGUUGCUGCCAGCAUGCCACCUCCCUCUCUGCAGAUAUCCUCCACCAUGAACGUAAUGAACGGCUCCCAGAUGCACCUCCACAGUGGGAAGGCUCAGUUGCCCCCGAAUUUUGGUCCUGCGGCUCUUUUCAAUCACUUCAGCAGCUUCUUUGACAGCAACCAAGUGGGCAACAACCAGGUGUGGGGAGCAUGUCAUCUUCCUGCACGCACUCCACCAGAACAGCCCUACAGUGCCCCGGCUGCCUACAUCGGAGGAAUGGGACCGAUGGAGAGCAGCAUGGCCCCUCCUGAUAGCUCCAAAGCACCAGGGUUUCGCUGUGCCUCUCAGAGAAUGGCAUCUAGCCCCAUUGGAAUGCACCCAAUGGAUCCCACUGGCAAUUCCAUCUCCUCCUCCACCGCGCUCACCAGCUUCGCCCCAAGCAUGUCGGCCAGCCCUGUGUUCCUGCCGGGCCCUGCUCCUGUCGGAACGCCCUCAUUUAGUCGUCAGCACUUCUCCCCUCAUCCUUGGAGCGCCUCUACAUCCUGUACGAGAAUAAGUGAGUCUCCUGUGCCCUCUGUAUCAUCUGGAGCAUCUUCCCCUCUGUCCACAUCCACCGUGACCCCUGCCUUGAUCCAAGCCAAGCCCAGCAGCUCUAGCCAGCAGGACCGCAAAGUGCCCCCACCUAUUGGCACAGAGCGCCUGGCUCGCAUCCGGCAGACAGGCACAGUCAACCACACAAUUCUGCCCUCCAGCUACACACCACCGGUUGGACAGGGCGGUAUCUGGUCAUAUGGAGUUGGCAGUGCCUCUGAAGGGAUGUCUGCUUGGUCUCAGCCUUUGAUGGGAGGGCCAAUGAUGCACCAGCAAUUACAGGAGCAGUCAGCAUUUUCUCAGCAUCAGGCUAUGGAGCGUGAUGACACCGGAAUUGUGGCUCCCUCCAACACCUUCCACCAGCCCAUGCCCACAAACUUCAUGGAUUUUCCAAAGGGGUUGCCGAUGUCAAUGUAUGGUGGCACGAUACUCCCUCCUCACCCUCAGAUGACUGAAGGUCCUGGAGGUCCCAUGUACAAUGGGCUUCACACCACGGACCCUAGCUGGAACCCCAUCCUGAAAGUGGUCCCUAACUCGGCUGAGAAUUCAGACCCACAGCAGGUCUGGCCUGGGACUUGGGCCCCUCAUGUGGGAAAUGUGCAUCUGAAUCAUGUCAACUAAACACACACCUAGAGACUGAGAGGCGUAGGAGCAGUAACAAGAAAUACACGUUAAAGAACAAGAUAAUUACGUAAUUACCAAAAUGUUAACCUAGGAGUGUCCCCUUUCAAAAAUUAAAAUUUAUGAAAUUUGAGAGACGGACACCUUUGAUGUGCCUAACUAAAAAGAAAGAAUCCAGUGUGGGCUUUAACGUGUUUACCACAGUCUAUGAACAAACCGAUUGCCUGUUCAACAGGAUACAUUCUCUGAGUAGUAUAGCCAUUUUGACAGUUAAGCCCCACAUAAAGUGUUCUUGGUCUGCAGGGCUCAAUAGGACAGUGCGCUAUUUAUACUCGGCCAAGAACUAGAUGAUUACAUAAAGAGAGAAAUCAGACCUUUUAGAGUGGUAAAUACAUGUAUAAUUGUUUACAUACUGAAAAAGGGUUAAAAUGAGAGUAAAUUUCAUGUCGUAUAGUGGCUCUACUUUAUGUAGCCUGUAUUAAUGUGAAAUAUUUACCUUAAUAUUCAAUAAAAAGUUGGAAAUGUU
Astyanax mexicanus (Mexican tetra) is the source of this 8612-nucleotide messenger RNA. It is a transcript of the gene ankhd1, whose product is annotated as ankyrin repeat and KH domain containing 1. The coding region runs from base 194 to 8086 and encodes 2630 amino acids. The transcript is spliced from 34 exons. Gene Ontology annotation, molecular function: protein binding; RNA binding. Gene Ontology annotation, cellular component: cytoplasm. The record is from RefSeq and is a predicted model, not a curated record. Gene Ontology annotation, biological process: innate immune response. Lineage: Eukaryota; Metazoa; Chordata; Actinopteri; Characiformes; Acestrorhamphidae.